This is a messenger RNA of Selaginella moellendorffii, 1495 nucleotides long. RefSeq names its product probable V-type proton ATPase subunit H. The record is from RefSeq and is a predicted model, not a curated record. Gene Ontology annotation, cellular component: vacuolar proton-transporting V-type ATPase, V1 domain. The transcript has 11 exons. Gene Ontology annotation, biological process: proton transmembrane transport. NCBI's taxonomy places the organism in Eukaryota, Viridiplantae, Streptophyta, Lycopodiopsida, Selaginellales, Selaginellaceae. Bases 119 to 1474 code for a protein of 451 amino acids. Gene Ontology annotation, molecular function: protein binding; proton-transporting ATPase activity, rotational mechanism; heme binding.
GAGCCCUAUAAUGUGAAAAGGAUUGAUUAGGGCAACGAGGCUCUCUCUUCUCUUUGCGCGAAUUGGGAUAGAUCCGAGCUGCUGCUGCUGGAUUUGUGGCUCUUGGAUGGACUAGGCGAUGGAUCCGCCAAUGGAUCUCACGCGAGAUCAGGUGUUGACGAGAGACAUUCCAUGGGAGAAUUACCUCAAUGCGAAGCUCAUCUCCAGCACGGAUUUGCAGCUGCUGAGGCGCUACGAUCACAAGCCCGAGGAUGCGCAGAUUGCUAUGCUAGAAGAGAACGGUGUUGCUUAUGUGAGAGUGUUCUUGAGACUACUUGACAACAUCACGAAGGAAGAAACGGUGGAGUAUGUGGUAGCGUUGGUGGAUGAAAUGCUUUCUGUGGAUCCGAUAAAGCAUGCUGCAUUGUUCCACGAUGAAGAAUUUUCUCCCGAGGAGAUUUACCGGCCUUUCUUGAGUUUGUUGUCCAGGAAAAAUUGGUUUUUGCAAGAGAAAGCUUGCAAGAUUCUGACCGUCUUGAUCAGCGCUCGUCCACGACAACAGGCGGUGGAGGUCUCACAAAAGCCUGGGCCUUCCAAGAACGUAUUGCAGGAUGUCCUUCAGAAACUUGUCUCGUGGCUUUGUAUUCAGCUAAGACAUCCUUCUCAUCCAAGCCGCGCAAUACCAACAGCCGUGAGCUCUUUGGCUACUCUGCUAAGAGACCACGGUGUGAAAUCCAUGUUUGUCCAACUUGAGGGCGUGAAACUCCUGACUCCAUUGAUAUCUCCCGCAACAACACAGCAGUACAUUCAGCUACUGUACGAGGCAACUCUGUGCAUGUGGCUCCUCUCGUUCUACAGCUUGGCCGUGGACGCUAUAGCAGCCACCCGAGCCUUACCUCGGCUGGUGGAAGUCGCGAGAACGUCCUCCAAAGAAAAGGUUGUGAGAGUGGUUAUUUUGACGCUGCGAAAUCUUCUCACGAAAGGAACUUUUGCACGAGACAUGGUCGAGCUCGGGAUGCCAAAGAUCAUCCAGAACCUCAAGAUGCAAGCAUGGAGUGACGAGGAUCUCACCGAAGCUCUCAAUUUCAUGGAAGAGACACUGAAAAAGAACCUCAAGCUGCUGAGUUCGUUCGAGAAGUACAAGCAGGAGGUGCUGUCCGGUAACUUGGAUUGGACUCCGAUGCACAAAGAUCCUCUCUUCUGGAAAGAAAACAUCAAGAAAUUCGAGGAGAAUGACUUCCAGGUUUUGCGAAUACUUGUGACCAUUCUCGACAACUCUCGUGAUCCGAGAACGCAGGCCGUCGCGUGCCAAGACAUUGCGCAGUUUAUCCAGUUUCAUCCCGCUGGCCGGGGCAUUGUCUUGGACAUGAGAGCCAAAGACCGAGUGAUGCGUCUAAUGAACCACGAUAACAGUGAAGUAAGAAAGGAGGCUCUGAUUUGUGUUCAGAAGCUUCUGUUGAAUGCAAAGUAUGCAAGUUUUAUGCAAAAUAAAUAAAAACCAAAAUGAAUAAAUAAA